UGGAGAAUCACACUGACUGAAGAGACUGUCUUGGGUCAGACACCCUCUCUACACAAUGGCCUUUGGAGCCGCCCUGGCCAAGCUCCAGGCAGAGGCCCGCUGUCCCAUCUGCCUGGAUUACCUGAGAGACCCAGUGACCACUGAGUGUGGGCACAACUUCUGUUCCUCCUGCAUCCACCAGUGCUGGGAAGGUCUACAGGGCACCUUUCCCUGUCCUGUCUGUUUCCACCACUGCCCUGACAGGAGCUUGAAGAGGAACACCCAAUUAUGUCACAUGACUGAGAUUGUUCAGCAGAUUCCCGCCAUGAGGGGAAAGAGGAAAAGGCAAGAGGAAACCCUGUGUAAGAAGCACCGUGAGGAUCUGGCCCUGUUCUGUGAGAAGGACCUGGAGCUGUUGUGUGCCCAGUGCAGGGUCUCCUCUGAUCACAGGGAUCACCCCCUGAUGCCCAUUGAAGAAGCUGCAGCUACUCACAGGAGGAAGCUCAAGAGCUAUAUUGAGUCAUUGAGUGAGCAGAUUGAAGAUACUGAAAAUCGGUCAGAAAUGCAAGUGUCGAAAUGUUUUGAAUUGAGACAGAGGAUCGAACAUCAAAAGGAUGAAUUACACUCUGAAGUUAAACAACUUAAACAUUUUUUGGAAAAGGAACAGAAUACAAUGCUUAUCAGUUUGCUAACUGAAAAAACAUAUGUUGAAGAAAAAUUAAUGGAAGAGACAAACCAAAUAUCAAACCACAGCUCCAUAUUAACCAGUCUGCUUGGAGAUAUUAUCAGUAAGUGUUUGCAGACAGACGUGGAUUUACUCACUGGUAUUGAAAGUAUCCACAACAGAUAUAAUAACCUAGAGACCCCGGCCACCUUUUUAUAUGAAUUAAAGGAAGAGAGUUGCUCUCUCCCCCCCCCCCCACAUUAUUUGGGCCUGUAUAAAAUGAUCCACACAUUUCAGGCAGAUUUGACACUGGAUCCUGAAACAGCCCAUCCAAGUCUCAUUAUCUCAAGAGAUAGAAAAAGUGUGACCUAUAGGCCAUCAUUUGGUCUUCAUAAUCCCCAGGCACGCACUUCUUACCCAGCUGUCCUGAGUUCUGAGGGAUUUGAUGUUGGCAGGCAUUUUUGGCAGGUAGAAGUGAGAGGCACAGGGGCAUGGUCCUUAGGCGUGUGUAAGGAAUCUUUCCCCAGGAAUGCUCCUAUGCUACCAACCCCAAGAAAUGGCUGCUGGCAGUUUCAGUUCUGGGCUAAUACAUCUGUCACAUGCCAUUCAGGGAACUGGGAAUGGAUAGGCAUUUUUCUGGACUAUGAGUUGGGAGAAGUUUCAUUUUAUAAUUUGAGAAAUAUAUCACAUUUGUAUACUUUCAGUGGAAGUUUUACAGAAAAACUUAUGCCCUAUUUCUGCCUAGGACCUUCUUCAAAAUCACUUGUAAUGCGUAUAGUCAAAGAUGAAUGA
Messenger RNA from Myotis myotis, 1435 nucleotides. Its product is annotated as tripartite motif-containing protein 60-like. The record is from RefSeq and is a predicted model, not a curated record. Lineage: Eukaryota; Metazoa; Chordata; Mammalia; Chiroptera; Vespertilionidae. Gene Ontology annotation, molecular function: protein binding; zinc ion binding.